Molecule: messenger RNA, 2010 nt
Organism: Castor canadensis (American beaver)
Lineage: Eukaryota; Metazoa; Chordata; Mammalia; Rodentia; Castoridae
Source: RefSeq, a predicted model, not a curated record
GCAGCCGGAGAGCAGGGCUCCUAGCACACGGGUGGAAGAUAGCUUUUGCAAUACUGGGGUCACAUGUGCCGACAGUCAUCUGUCUUCUGAGUCAACCCUCCCGGCCUGGUCAACACCAGAUCAGGGCUCUGGUGAACAAGCUGUAGGUAAGGGAGAUGCACAACUGGAUGGCGUGCCAUGGCACGAGAUGCUUCUCUUUUGGCUGUCAGCACAGCAGGUUCCUCGAUUUAGUUUUUCUGGGUUGUAUGCCUAAUGCAUGAGUGCCCUGCACUGAAACCACUGAGCGCAGCAGCACCUCUUCUGCCUGCAAGCGGUUUGUCACCUCACUGUAAGACUGGCACCAGCAGAGAUGCAGACUCAGAGGGUGCCAGGGAGGAAGCGAGGCCGACCCCCACUGCACUCCACACCUAUGAAGAUGGCAGUUCAUCACCUUUACUCUGCUGCCACUGGUUCACUACCAGCCAUGAAGAUCCCAAAGAAAAGAGGGCGGAAACCUGGUUACAAGCUCAAGUCUCCAGUUCUCAUGACUUCAUUAGCCCUCUCACCUCUACAGAGCACCCCAGAGCCUGACCUCAGCUCCAUCCCCCAGGAUGCAGCCACCAUACCCAGCUUGGCAGUCCCACAGGCUGUCACAGUCUGCCUCUACAUCAACAAGCAGGCCAAUGCGGGCCCAUACCUGGAGAGGAGGAAGCUGCAGCAGCUCCCGGAGCGCUUCGGGCCAGAGAGGCCAGCAGCUGUCCUGCAGCGGGCUGUCCAGGCGUGCAUCGACUGUGCCCACCAGCAGAAGCUGGUCUUUUCCCUGGUCAAGCAGGGCUACGGUGCCGAGCUGGUGGCAGUCUCUGCAUCCUUUGAUGGAAAACAGCAUCUGCGGAGUCUGCCCGUGGUGAACAGCAUCGGCUAUGUCCUCCACUUCCUGGCCAAGCUGUGCCGCAGCCUCUUGUGUGAGGAUCUCUUCAGCCACCAGCCCUUCCCGGGGAGCCCUGGGGCCUCUGAGAAGGCCCAGGAGAGAGCAGGGAGGAUGGAAUCAGCCAAGACAACCACCACCGAAGAGUGCCCGGUGAGUCCUGUGGACAUGAACUGCUUCAGCAUGGACCCCUCCACCUCCGCCUUUAACCACAGGGGCUUCUUAACCGCCUCCUCCAUCUACUGCAAGAGGCUGAACUCUAGAGAUGGCCACCUUGGAGGAGGCCCUGCCACCACCACAAGCAGUCCCCGUUCCUGCCUCUUGUCUUCUGGAGGCUCCCCAGCACUGAGACCCCCAGCUUCCAGCCCCAAGAGAAAUGGAACCUCUCUUGAAGGACACAGAUGUGCCUCAAGCCCUUCUCCAGACAGACAGGAGGCCAGGCGGCCACGGAGCAGAAACCCGUCCACCUGGACAGUAGAGGAUGUGGUCUGGUUCGUGAAAGACGCUGAUCCUCAGGCCUUGGGGCCUCAUGUGGAGCUCUUCCGAAAGCACGAGAUUGAUGGUAAUGCUCUGCUGUUGCUGAGGAGUGACAUGGUCAUGAAGUACCUCGGCCUGAAGCUGGGACCUGCACUGAAACUCUGCUACCACAUUGACAAACUGAAGCAUGCCAAGUUCUGAAGUCCUUUAAAAGCUGGAACAAAAACCUAACAUGAGGGAGUGGCAGCCAGCCACCAUCAUGAGUAGACUCUCCUCUUGAACAGUCACAAAGACUUGGCCUUUUUUUAUAUAUAUAUAUAUAAAGACAUGCAUUUUUGCUUUUUAAAAAAAUUCAACAUGGGGCUGGAGGUAUAGCUCAAGUGGUAGAGCACUGGCAAGGGAGAGGCCUUGGGUAUCACCAAAAAACAAAAACAAAAAAAAAUUCAACAUGGCCCUUUUUGAAAGGCUUGUCUGUGUUAAAGUGAUUUUCAAAAAAAUUACAAAAAGUCUAUUAUUUGUAACGUUCUUGUUAUGUUGAUUGCUCCGGGAGUGGGUGAUAUUCGUGUAAUGAGGCGGGGGUACUGAAUGCUCUUGCCUAAGGAAAGCCUGGAGGUGUAAACGCCCUUAAC